Mandrillus leucophaeus (drill) is the source of this 1670-nucleotide messenger RNA. It is a transcript of the gene HTRA1, whose product is annotated as HtrA serine peptidase 1. Gene Ontology annotation, molecular function: protein binding; serine-type endopeptidase activity. The coding region runs from base 1 to 1122 and encodes 373 amino acids. The transcript is spliced from 9 exons. Lineage: Eukaryota; Metazoa; Chordata; Mammalia; Primates; Cercopithecidae. The record is from RefSeq and is a predicted model, not a curated record. Gene Ontology annotation, biological process: programmed cell death; positive regulation of apoptotic process; proteolysis.
AUGCUCGGGGCUGAAGGGGAUGCCAAAGAAAUAUACGAUGAGCCCCCCAGACAGCAUAAAGGUGAAGAUGAGGCCUCCAGCAUGUACCCCCCAACAUAUACCCCAGGAAAUUCUGGGUGUGACUGGAUUUUGGACCUACCAAAAGCUGCUGGGCAGGAAGAUCCCAAUAGUUUGCGCCAUAAAUAUAACUUUAUUGCGGACGUGGUGGAGAAGAUCGCCCCUGCCGUGGUUCAUAUUGAAUUGUUUCGCAAGCUUCCGUUUUCUAAACGAGAGGUGCCGGUGGCUAGUGGGUCUGGGUUUAUUGUGUCGGAAGAUGGACUGAUCGUGACAAAUGCCCACGUGGUGACCAACAAGCACCGGGUCAAAGUUGAGCUGAAGAAUGGUGCCACCUAUGAAGCCAAAAUCAAGGAUGUGGAUGAGAAAGCAGACAUUGCACUGAUCAAAAUUGACCACCAGGGUAAACUGCCUGUCCUGCUGCUUGGCCGCUCCUCAGAGCUGCGGCCGGGAGAGUUCGUGGUUGCCAUCGGAAGCCCGUUUUCCCUUCAAAACACAGUCACCACCGGGAUCGUGAGCACCACCCAGCGAGGCGGCAAAGAGCUGGGGCUCCGGAACUCAGACAUGGACUACAUCCAGACCGACGCCAUCAUCAACUAUGGAAACUCGGGAGGCCCGUUAGUAAACCUGGACGGUGAAGUGAUUGGAAUUAACACUUUGAAAGUGACAGCUGGAAUCUCUUUUGCAAUCCCAUCUGAUAAGAUUAAAAAGUUCCUCACCGAGUCCCAUGACCGACAGGCCAAAGGAAAAGCCAUCACCAAGAAGAAGUAUAUUGGUAUCCGAAUGAUGUCACUCACGUCCAGCAAAGCCAAAGAGCUGAAGGACCGGCACCGGGACUUCCCAGACGUGAUCUCAGGAGCGUAUAUCAUUGAAGUAAUUCCUGAUACCCCAGCAGAAGCUGGUGGUCUCAAGGAAAACGACGUCAUAAUCAGUAUCAAUGGACAGUCGGUGGUCUCCGCCAAUGACGUCAGUGAUGUCAUUAAAAGGGAAAGCACCCUGAACAUGGUGGUCCGUAGGGGUAACGAAGACAUCAUGAUCACAGUGAUUCCCGAAGAAAUUGACCCAUAGGCAGAGGCAUGAGCUGGACUUCAUGUUUCCCUCAAAGACUCUCCCGUGGAUGACGGAUGAGGACUCUGGGCUGCUGAAAUAGGACACUCAAGACUUUUGACCGCCAUUUUGUUUGUUCAGUGGAGACUCCCUGGCCAACAGAAUCCUUCUUGAUAGUUUGCAGGCAAAACAAAUGUAAUGUUGCAGAUCCGCAGGCAGAAGCUCUGCCCUUCUGUAUCCUAUGUAUGCAGUGUGCUUUUUCUUGCCAGCUUGGGCCAUUCUUGCUUAGACAGCCAGCAUUUGUCUCCUCCUUUAACUGAGUCAUCACCUUAGACCAACUAAUGCAGUCGAUACAAUGCGUAGAUAGAAGAAGCCCCACGGGAGCCAGGAUGGGACGGGGCGCGUUUGUGCUUUUCUCCAAGUCAGCACCCAAAGGUCAAUGCACAGAGACCCCGGGUGGGUGAAUACUGGCUUCUGAAAUGGCCAGAGUUGACUCUUUUAGGAAUCUCUUUGGAACUGGGAGCACGAUGACUCUGAGUUUGAGCUAUUAAAGUACUUCUUACACAUUG